Molecule: messenger RNA, 2251 nt
Organism: Lolium rigidum
Lineage: Eukaryota; Viridiplantae; Streptophyta; Magnoliopsida; Poales; Poaceae
Product: LINE-1 retrotransposable element ORF2 protein
Exons: 2
Coding region: 1043-2014 (323 amino acids)
Source: RefSeq, a predicted model, not a curated record
UAUAAUGGGCCUCCCUGGACCUUUGAUAACAAGCAAAGUGGGAAAAGAAAUAUCAAAGUCAGGCUGGAUCGGGUGGUUGCUUGCCCAGCGUGGUCCAACCUGUACCCUUAUUAUCAUGUAAGCCACCUUACUUCCUCCAGAUCUGAUCACUGUCCUAUUUUGUUAAAGCUAGAACAGAAACCUGCUGUGAGUAUUUCUGGUCAUCCUCGUAGGUAUGAAGCUUGUUGGGAAAGAGAGGCUGCACUAGUUGAUGAAGUGAAGACAGCCUGGGAGGGACAUAACAAACCAAAAGACCUUGGUGAUGUGGCUUCAAACCUGUCAGGCGUCAUGGACUGCCUGCAAUCAUGGAGCAAAAGGACAAUCGGGUCAGUCUCUAACCGAAUAGGUAAGUUAAGGAAGAAGCUCCGGAAAAUUAAUAUGAGAAACUCAGUACACGAACACCAAAGGAAGAAGAGCAUUGAAAUGGAGCUAGAUAGCCUUUUAGAACAAGAAGAAAUCUACUGGAGACAAAGAUCAAGGAUUAGUUGGCUGAAAGAAGGUGAUCGCAACACAAGAUUUUUUCACCAAAAAGCCACCUGGAGGACAAAAAAGAACAGAAUUGAUCGUUUGCAAAAGGCUGAUGGAACCAUGACUUAGGAGAAGGAGGAAAUGGAGGAGAUGACCACAAGCUUUUUAAAAAACCUAUACACGGCUGACCCUCAUGUGCAACCUGAUACCAUCACCAAUGUUAUGCAAACACAAAUUUCUAGUGAGAUGAAUGAAAGCCUGUGUGUUGAGUUCUCAGCUGAGGAAAUUGGCAAUGCUCUUUUCCAGAUAGGACCUCUUAAAGCUCCCGGAAAGGACGGGUUCCCUGCAAGAUUUUAUCAACGACAUUGGGGUGUCUUCAAAGAUGAUAUUAUUCAAGCAGUAAAGGAAUUCUUCCGAAACGGAGUCAUGCCAGAUGGGAUUAAUGAUACUGUUAUAGUACUCAUUCCGAAAAUAAAAAAACCCUGUGUGUCUUAAGGACUUCAGACCAAUAAGCUUAUGCAAUGUCAUUUAUAAGAUGGUCUCCAAAUGUUUGGUAAAUCGUUUAAGACCGCUGCUCCAAGAAAUAAUUGCUCCAAACCAGAGCGCUUUUAUCCCGGGAAGACUAAUCACAGAUAAUGCUCUCAUUGCUUUCGAGUGCAUAGACUGUAUACAGAAGAGCACAGACGAAAAAGGGAAGUUUUGUGCAUACAAACUGGAUUUAGCGAAGGCCUAUGAUAGAGUUGACUGGAAAUAUCUCGAAGAAUCACUCCAUAAGUUGGGAUUCGCAGGACAAUGGAUAUCUUGGAUUAUGUCCUGUUUUAAGACUGUUACCUAUUCAGUCCGGCUUAAUGGAGAGUUGCUGGAAACCUUUACCCCAACUAGAGGGCUAAGGCAAGGUGAUCAUUUGUCACCCUACCUUUUCUUGUUUGUUGCGGAAGGUUUAUCUAGAUUACUUCAGCGAGAGAUUGAUGCGGGGCAAAUAAAAGAACUUAAGGUUUGCCGCCGGAGUCCGGGCAUAUCUCACCUACUGUUUGCGGAUGAUAGCUUGUUGUUCUUUGAAGGUUCAGCUGACCAAGCAAACAAAGUAAAAACAGUGUUGAAUAGCUAUGAGGCUGCUACUGGACAGUUGCUUAGCCCUGGAAAGUGUUCCCUCCUUCUUGGAAAUAGGUGUUCAAAUGAAACAGGACAAAUGGUGGCUGCUAUUCUAGGCAUUCAAACAGUAGGCUUUGAUGAAAAGUAUUUGGGGCUCCCUGUUCUAGAAGGGCGAAUGAAAGAUGGUAAAUUUCAGCCUGUAAAGGAAAAAGCUAAAAAACGCCUCAUUGAUUAUGCUGAGAAAUACUCAUCAAGCGGUGCAAAAGAAGUUCUGAUAAAGUCAGUGGUACAGUCUAUCACUACAUACCCGAUGAGUGUGUUUAAGUUCUCAGUAGGCCUUUGUGAAGACCUCAUGAAACUCACUAGAGAUUCUUGGUGGGGGAUGAAGAUGACAGGAGACAAAUUCAUUGGUUAAGUUGGGACAAACUCACAAGAAGGAAGGGACAAGGUGGCAUGGGCUUCAGAGAUCUUCACCUCUUCAACCAAGCUCUACUUGCCAAACAAGCGUGGCGGCUUAUUGCUUUUCCGAACUGCUUAUGUGCAAGGAUUUUAAAAGCCAAGUAUUAUCCAUCAGGUGAAUUAACUGACACUGCUUUUAUUAAAAAUCCUUCUCCGAGAUGGCAGGGUAUUAUGCAUGGACUAGAACUACUAA